This is a messenger RNA of Radiomyces spectabilis, 2623 nucleotides long. RefSeq names its product FAD-linked oxidoreductase-like protein. The record is from RefSeq and is a predicted model, not a curated record. Gene Ontology annotation, molecular function: FAD binding; proline dehydrogenase activity. NCBI's taxonomy places the organism in Eukaryota, Fungi, Mucoromycota, Mucoromycetes, Mucorales, Radiomycetaceae. The coding region runs from base 305 to 2371 and encodes 688 amino acids. Gene Ontology annotation, cellular component: mitochondrion. The transcript has 3 exons.
ACAUGAAGAAUCUAAUCAUUUAUCCAUGAAAAAUAUAUAUACGUCGUGGUUUCUGAACAUCAAGGCCGCUCCCGCUAUUCUUGGGUUUACAUCUUUCAACACUUUCAACCAACGAUUUUAGGGAAAACAAACCACAUCAAACUUAUUUCCAUCAUCCGUUUGAUUAGAAAACUCCAUUACCCAAAUCCAAUCUCUUCUCGUCACCGUUACUGCUCCCACCCAUUGGUUAUUUCAUCACCACUACAAUCCUAUUGUUUUGAAUUGAUCCAAAAGAAAAUCUAAUUCCCAAAAGAAAAAACUUGGUAUGCAACGCCAUUUCUUCCCCCGUCCUUCUACUGCUUCUGUCUUCCAACACUAUCUGCGCCACUCCUCCGUAGCAUCCAAGCCUUCAUCCGCUGCUUUCUUGCGAUAUGCUCAGUUGACACGACCCAUCACCACCUCCAAAGCCGCCGCAUCAGCAUCAUCAUCAGCUGCAGGAGCAGUCGGCUCCUCCGCUCCACGAUCUAGAUUCCCUGUCAAGACCAUCUCUUUGAGCUUGGCUUUGACUUCUGCUUCGUUGGGUUAUCUGUACAGCCAACAAUCCAAGGGUCAUCGAUUCGGUGUGUCCACUGUUGAAGCCGAAGCGAGUGCUCCCAUUUCUGCUUUCAGUGUAUCGUCACCUUCCGCGACCAUGUCAGAACUGAUGGAUGACGAUAAUCGCGCAGCAUUGCAAGCCAAGUCGACGGAAGAACUCGUGUUGGCACUGUUUGUGUACAAGCUGUGCAGCUAUUCAUGGAUUGUCGAUGCUGCGCCCCACAUCAUCAAGUUGGCGGAAUCCUUGCAUCUCACCGAACCCGUCUAUUGGUUCGUCAAAAACACCUUUUUUCGCCAGUUUUGCGGCGGUGAAACUCCCGAAGAAUGUGUAGCAUCCAUGGAACGUCUGGCGCAAUCCGGUAUCAAUUGUAUCCUCGAUCUUAGCGUCGAAGCCGACUUGCACUUGGACGACGCUGAAGUCACUCCCCAGGAUGCCGAUGUUUCUCGCGGCAAAUACUGGCGCCAAGAACAGAAUGCCGACGUGAUUGUGGCUAUGAUCAAGAAUUGUUUACGUACCGCGGCUGAUGGUCAACAGGCCAAUUUAUCCAACGCGUGUGCGGCCAUCAAGGUGACUGCGUUUGCGCCUCCGGAACUUCUUUUGCGCAUCAAUCAAGUCUUGUACCGGUUGGAACAAUCCUUUGAAACACAUCAACGUCAGGGUAAAGUGAAUGUCAAUGCGGUGCGCGACGUGAUCCAUCAGGUGUUACCACCCUCCCUAACCGAAGCACAGCAAGCACAACGUGAGGCGCUGGUGGCCCGUUUACAAGAUACCAACGGUACACUGGAUCGCAUCGAAUUUUUCAAACUGUUUAACCUUCAAGGCCCUGGUCGCGACAUCUGGUGGGCCACUUCGGCCAACGAUGAAAAGAAAGCCCUGCUCACCAAAGACGAGCUCGCCGCUUACGAUCGCAUGGUGCAUCGUCUCAACGAAGUGUGCUCUCUCGCGCAUGAGAAGCACGUUGGCGUGAUGGUGGACGCUGAGCAAUCAUACUUCCAAGAAGCGAUUGAUCACGUUGCCAUGAACCUUCAAGCCAAAUUUAACCGUCGCGACGAUCAUAAGCAUGCACCCACGGUUUACAACACAUAUCAAAUGUAUACGAAGAUUGCUCAAGGAAAAUUGGAGCGCGAUGUUGAACUUGCCAAGCGUGAUAAUUUUACGUUUGCGGCUAAACUGGUCCGCGGUGCUUACAUGGUUUCGGAGCGCAAGCGUGCUACACAGAUGGGUUACCCGUCCCCCAUUCACGAUACGCUUGAGGAUACCCACGCCUCUUACAAUGGCGGCGUCCGAUUUUUGCUGGAAAAACUGCACGAACAUCAGGAAACUACGGGCGAAACGUUGACUUCGACCACCGCUCCCAUCGUGUUCAUGGUGGCCAGCCAUAACCGUGAUUCGGUGCUGUUGACUGUCGAGGAAAUGGAACGUCACAAUGUUCUUCCUCGUGCAGGCGUGGUUCACUUUGGUCAGUUGUUUGGUAUGCAAGACCAGAUUUCAUAUACCCUGGGCAAGAAUGGAUACUCCAUUUACAAGUACUUGCCGUACGGAAAGAUCGAUGAGGUGAUUCCCUACUUACUCCGCCGCGCUCAAGAAAAUUCCGCCGUCUUGGGAGCCGUGACCAAGGAACGUGCCUUGAUGGUCCAGGAAGUCAAGGAUCGUCUUUCGGGGGUUUCGCCUGGCAUUUCAAAUGCAUUCACACCUGCGUUACCCGCCUCAUCCCCCGUCGCAGCUGCCGCACCCGUCUAUGAUACAUCCGAAACCUCCGAUAUCUCCAUCACGAAUGUUACCGAGACUACCGCUUAAAGCACAUGAUUUCAAUUUCUCUACCUCCUUUUUUUUGUGCUAUUCUAAUCUAAUGCUUCUUUUUUUUUUGCAUACCAUAUUUUGUAUUCUCUUGUUUUCUUGAUUCGCUCUCCUUUUUGUAUCAUCAUACUCUUUUUUUAUCUUCUGCAAAUGAUUCUAGAAUGCUUGCAUAUUCUCUAUACAUAUUAUGAUCAUUCCCUCUUCACUAUAAAUAAAAUCAAGUAGAAGAGUAGUCAUUCCUUUCAACCUGAC